AUGGAAGUGACUUGUAAAUGUCCACUCGUAUUACUGGGUGUAUUAUUUUUGAACUUUGGAACAGUGUUAACACAUCUAGAAUGGACAUGUACAUUAGAAACUAAACGUGAAUCUCCCCGCGGUGUUUGUGGUCAAAGAUUACCAGAAGUUUUAUCCAUGGUGUGUAAACGAUAUGGAGGUUAUCGAGAUACUUGGUUCAGAAAAAGAAAUGGCGAAGGUACAAAUAGCAGAUUGGGAAAUAUUAUUUUAGGAAAACGAGAUGCAUUUUCAUAUCUUGGAAAACGUGGUCAGUCGUAUGGUGAACAAGGAAUCACUUGUGAAUGCUGUUAUCAUUCGUGUAGCUUCCGAGAGCUAAGACAAUAUUGUCGAAAUUCCCAACAGCGUAUAUCUAUCAAAAAAUAA
Messenger RNA from Lottia gigantea (owl limpet), 402 nucleotides. RefSeq lists its product as hypothetical. Gene Ontology annotation, cellular component: extracellular region. The transcript has 2 exons. NCBI's taxonomy places the organism in Eukaryota, Metazoa, Mollusca, Gastropoda, Lottiidae. Bases 1 to 402 code for a protein of 133 amino acids. The record is from RefSeq and is a predicted model, not a curated record. Gene Ontology annotation, molecular function: hormone activity.